This is a messenger RNA of Sorghum bicolor (sorghum), 2324 nucleotides long. RefSeq names its product probable beta-1,3-galactosyltransferase 2. Gene Ontology annotation, molecular function: hexosyltransferase activity. The record is from RefSeq and is a predicted model, not a curated record. The transcript is spliced from 11 exons. Gene Ontology annotation, cellular component: Golgi membrane. Bases 625 to 1854 code for a protein of 409 amino acids. NCBI's taxonomy places the organism in Eukaryota, Viridiplantae, Streptophyta, Magnoliopsida, Poales, Poaceae.
GACCAGAUCAAGUUGCCGGGCACUGUGCCGCAUAAAUCUCCACAAGGGAAAGGAGGAUCAGAGACUGCUACUGGUAGCAAAGCCCGAUCGAGAUCCCUUCCCUCCUCCGGACUCCACUCCUCUUCCCGCGCACGCGCAGUUGGUGCGUCGCGUGUCCGUGCCUGCCUGCCUGCCUUUCUUCAUCCUCGGCCUGCUGCUGCUGCUGCUGCUGGCCUAGCUAGCUUCCCCUUCACCCCAAAGGCACCAACCAGUGGUGCCGUGGUGGCAGCCGCAGCCCCAGCCCGCAGGAGCAUCAGGAACUAGCUAGGGAAUCUAGUGGGGAGAGGCAAGAAAGGAAGCUCGAGAGAGAGACUUGCUCUUGACAAAAGCGAGAGCGACUGCCGCCGGGGCCGGGGCAGGCAGCAGGAGAGGAGCUGGGACCAUUUCUUGGCUCCUCCCUCAAGUUCCCGGCGGGGCUGCGAUCAUGAGGUCUCAGCGAGGGAGGAGCAGUUGGGCCCUGACGAGCCUCCUCCUCCUCCUACAGAGCUGAUGCUGAGAGAGAGCAUCACUGGGGUCUUCGAGAGAGAAAGGAGCAGACCCAGAGAGUGAUUGGGAAAGAGAUUGAGGAGGGUCGAGACGAAGAAGAUGAGCUUCAACAAGAGCAGCAGGGGUGGCGGCGGACUCGGAGGCGCAGCAGGAGGAGGAGACGAGCUGGUGCUGCGAGGCUCCAUCUCCAAGAAAUGGACCUUGCUCCUCUGCCUCGGCAGCUUCUGCAUCGGCCUCCUCUUCACCAACAGGAUGUGGACGAUGCCGGAGCCGAAAGAGAUCAUCAGGAGGUCGACACUCGAGGUGGAAAAGAUGAGCCUUGUUGAGGGCGAUUGUGCUCCGAAAAGCAUCGGUGACGCAAAAGAUGUUCCUGGAGAGGUUCCAAGAACUCAAGAUGUUAUACAGACACUGGACAAAACGAUAUCAAACCUCGAAAUGGAGCUUGCGUCUGCAAAGGCGUCACAGGAGUCCAUGCUCAAUGGUGCCCCAAUGUCCGAAUCCACAGGGAAACGGAAAUACUUCAUGGUCAUUGGCAUCAACACUGCCUUCAGCAGCCGGAAGAGAAGAGACUCAGUCCGUGCUACAUGGAUGCCUCAAGGUGAGAGAAGGAGAAAGAUGGAGGAAGAGAAGGGCAUUAUCAUUCGCUUCGUCAUCGGUCAUAGUGCGACUCCUGGCGGCAUACUUGAUCGAGCAAUUGAUGCAGAGGACAGGAAACAUGAGGACUUCAUGAGGCUGGACCAUGUUGAAGGGUACCUGGAACUGGCAGCAAAGACCAAAGCGUACUUCGUCGCAGCUGUGUCCAUGUGGGAUGCAGAGUACUACAUCAAGGUCGACGACGAUGUACAUGUAAAUAUAGCAACUCUUGGAAACGUGCUAGCAAGACAUCGCUCCAAGCCUCGAGCUUACAUUGGCUGCAUGAAGUCUGGCCCAGUGCUAGCUCAGAAGGGCGUGAGGUACCACGAGCCUGAAUACUGGAAAUUCGGAGAAUGGGGAAACAAGUACUUCCGACACGCGACCGGUCAGCUGUACGCCAUCUCCAAAGAUCUGGCCUCCUACAUAGCACUCAACCAGCAUGUUCUGCACAAAUAUGCUAAUGAGGAUGUAUCCCUGGGAUCCUGGUUCAUCGGAUUGGACGUCGAACACGUCGAUGACCGUCGUCUCUGCUGCGGCACUACACCAGAUUGCGAAUGGAAGGCGCAGGCGGGGAACGUCUGCGCUGCGUCGUUCGACUGGAGCUGCAGUGGCAUCUGCAAAUCUGCUGAUCGGAUCAAGGAAGUCCAUCAGCGUUGCGGUGAGAGUGAGAAUGCGAUUUGGAAUGCAAAGUUUUAAACCCAAGAUCGCCCAGCCCAGAUAAUACAUGGAAAACACAUACAUACGUACGUAUACAAAGAAAACAUGGCUCAACAGUGUGUGGCACAGAAGGCAUAUGGUGAUUCACUCAGGUUUGCAAGUGCAGAACCAGACUGAAGAGCAUGAGAUUGAGAGCGCGAUGAUGUACACUCAAGUGUACAUGCAUUAUGGUAGAGAGGAGGGGGUGUUUUUGUUUUUGGGUGUUUUGGCUUAGGAAUUGGAUUAUUGUAAGGGGGCUUUUCUUUUUUGGUGUUCGAAAAGAUCCCAGGUUUUUACUCAUAAAGAGAAGCUAGGAGAGGAUCAUGAUGAGGAAGAGAGUGAAAGGAGAGGGAGACAGGGCAUCUCCCCCCACCAUUCUUUGAAAGGUCCUCAUCGAUGUUACUGGUUGAUUUCAAAAUAACACAAUAAAUUUCUUCUCCAAGUUAGUUCAUUUCACUUUAUGCACUGAA